This is a messenger RNA of Piliocolobus tephrosceles (Ugandan red Colobus), 2064 nucleotides long. RefSeq names its product Ras homolog, mTORC1 binding (gene RHEB). Gene Ontology annotation, biological process: signal transduction. The record is from RefSeq and is a predicted model, not a curated record. NCBI's taxonomy places the organism in Eukaryota, Metazoa, Chordata, Mammalia, Primates, Cercopithecidae. The coding region runs from base 412 to 966 and encodes 184 amino acids. The transcript has 8 exons. Gene Ontology annotation, molecular function: GTPase activity; GTP binding. Gene Ontology annotation, cellular component: membrane.
AAUUAAAAAGCGGCGGAAGAAGGUGGUAGGGUCAUGACGCAGCGAGUUUCAGUCGUGACUUUUCUGGGGGCAUCGCGGCGUCCCCUUUUUUUGCCUUUAAAGUAAAACGUCGCCCCGACGCACCCCCGCGUAUUUCGGGGGGGCGGAGGCGGCGGGCCACGGCGCGAGGAGGGGCGGUGCUGACGCCGGCCGGUCACGUGGGCGUGUUGUGGGGGGAGGGGCGCCGCCGCGCGGUCGGUUCCGGGCGGUUGGGAGCGCGCGAGCGAGCGAGCUAGCUAGAGGCAGCCGCGCCCGCCGCCGCCCCUGCUCUGUAUGCCGCUCUCUCCCGGCGCGGCCGCCGCCGAUCGCAGCAGCAGGAGCCGCCGCCGCCGCGGUUGAUGUGGUUGGGCCGGGGCUGAGGAGGCCGCCAAGAUGCCGCAGUCCAAGUCCCGGAAGAUCGCGAUCCUGGGCUACCGGUCUGUGGGGAAAUCCUCAUUGACGAUUCAAUUUGUUGAAGGCCAAUUUGUGGACUCCUACGAUCCAACCAUAGAAAACACUUUUACAAAGUUGAUCACAGUAAAUGGACAAGAAUAUCAUCUUCAACUUGUAGACACAGCUGGGCAAGAUGAAUAUUCUAUCUUUCCUCAGACCUACUCCAUAGAUAUUAAUGGCUAUAUUCUUGUGUAUUCUGUUACAUCAAUCAAAAGUUUUGAAGUGAUUAAAGUGAUCCAUGGCAAAUUGUUGGAUAUGGUGGGGAAAGUACAAAUACCUAUUAUGUUGGUUGGGAAUAAGAAAGACCUGCAUAUGGAAAGGGUGAUCAGUUACGAAGAAGGGAAAGCUUUGGCAGAAUCUUGGAAUGCAGCUUUUUUGGAAUCUUCUGCUAAAGAAAAUCAGACUGCUGUUGAUGUUUUUAGAAGGAUAAUUUUGGAGGCAGAAAAAAUGGACGGGGCAGCUUCACAAGGCAAGUCUUCAUGCUCGGUGAUGUGAUUCUGCUGCAAAGCCCGAGGACACUGGGAAUAUAUUCUACCUGAAGAAGCAAACUGCCCGUUCUCCUUGAAGAUCAACUAUGCUUCUUUUUCCUUCUGUUAACCUGAAAGAUGUCAUUUGGGUCAGAGCUCCCCUCCCUUCAGAUUAUGUUAACUCUGUCCAAAUGAGUUCACUUCCAUUUUCAAAUUUUAAGCAAUCAUAUUUUCAAUUUAUAUAUUGUAUUUCUUAAUAUUAUGACCAAGAAUUUUAUCGGCAUUAAUUUUUCAGUGUAGUUUGUUGUUUAAAAUAAUGUAAUCAUCAAAAUGAUGCAUAUUGUUACACUACUAUUAACUAGGCUUCAAUAUAUCAGUGUUUAUUUCAUUGUGUUAAUGUAUACUUGUAAAUAAAAUAGCUGCAAACCUCAGUCCUUUGUGCUACUUUAUGUGGCUUUCAAAGAAGAGAAGCCUUGUCCUGAGUUUCUUACUUGGCUUCAGGAAGGCCCCAGGUUGGAUUCCAGAAACCAGUGACGAUGUGGCCACAGGACUGUGCUGACUUGGCUGCUGACCAUGGACUCCCUGCGCAGUGACGGGCAGGUGUUGAGGCUGGGUUACAGCUGAUUGAAGCUCAGUGGCUCUGGCGGGGGUCUGUGAGGGGAAUUCCUCCCCAGUGGUCACAUUCUCUCCUUCCAUCCUCAGAUCCCCAAACCUUGACUGAAAUGCUCCAUGGUCAGGAGCCUGGUCAAGGAGGAGGAGCUGCUGAGAGGCAUUGUUCACCCUUGCUCAUAGCUUAGCUUGAUGUCUGUGUCAGACAGGAGACGAUUGAGAGAACACCCCUGCCUGUCACUGUCCUGGAACACCCCGGAGUUUAGUGAUCUGUGUCAGUCUCGGGAGCCUCCUUCAGACCCGGACGACGGGCCUCCCUCUCUCCAAGGAGCAACUAUAAAGGAGAAGAGGGAUUUCAUGUGCCUGGUAGCUGUUACCUUGUCUGUAAGUCAACCUUGGAGUUGAGCAGUGCUUUUUAAAUGAUUCCCUUUUGCAGCUAAAAGUUCACAGGGCUCUUUCUAAUAGGUAAGCAAAUGUUACCAUUGACUUUAUUAACAAAAUAUAGUUUUGCUUUGCA